This is a messenger RNA of Chlamydomonas reinhardtii, 2599 nucleotides long. RefSeq lists its product as uncharacterized. The record is from RefSeq and is a predicted model, not a curated record. NCBI's taxonomy places the organism in Eukaryota, Viridiplantae, Chlorophyta, Chlorophyceae, Chlamydomonadales, Chlamydomonadaceae. The transcript has 9 exons. The coding region runs from base 108 to 2438 and encodes 776 amino acids.
CCCGGCUCCUCGCCCCGCGACCCCUCCCGGCCGCCUUCAAGGAUCUGCAGGGCUUCUUGCCUGCACUCCCACAUCGCCCUCCGGCGGCAGCCCCCCGCGCGGGUGCCAUGCGCGCCUCCCGCAGUAAUCCUGCAAAGGCCGCUGCAACCCCAGCAGCUGCAAAGGCCGCUGGGGCCCCAGCAGCUGCAAAGGCGCCCGGCAAGCGCGCGGCGCAGCCCUCAGCGCCCGGCGGUGGCAGUGCUGUUGGCAGCGGCAGCAACACAGAUGCAAACCCGACGCAGAUGCUGGCCCGUGCGCGUGCGUGUUUCGGGCUCGACUGGCCCGCGCCGCGGCACGCCAUGCAGGCAGGCGUCACCUUCUUGGAAGAAGCCCUGUGGGGGCGCCCGCCGCCGCCCACCUCGCCAUCCGCAUUGCUCGAUAGUAGCAGCAACGCCGGAGGUGCCCGCAUUAGCGUCAACGGCGCCGAUGCAAGUGGCAAAACAGGCGGGUCUUCGGCGGAGGGCGCAAGCAACGGCAGUAGCAGCAGCGGUGGCGGCACCGACAGCGGCAGUAGCAGUGCACUCCUGCUGCAGCAGCAUAGGCGGCGGCGUGUGGUGCUGGUGCCUGACAAGGACGUGGACGGCCUGAGUGCAGGGGCGCUGCUGCUGAGAACCCUGAAUGCCCUGAUCCGCGAGGCACGGCAGCAGUGCCGUCCGGGCGCUGACGACGUGGAGGUGGCGGUGGUGCACAUCGGCAAGGGUGAGAACGUGUUUCAGCCCCACGUGGCGGCGCGGCUGGUGACGGCGGCGCCCACGGCCCUGGUGCUCCUGGACAUGGGCAGUCGCGGAGGCGGCGGGCCCCUGCUGCCGCAGCUGCCGCUGGCGGCAGCGGCAGCGCCGGCACCGGAGCAGCGGCGAAAGGAUGGAGAGGGGAUGGAGGAGAGGCAGCUGCCGAUCGAUGAUAGCGUGGGCGGUGGGGCGGUUGCGAAGGCAGUGGCGCCUGCUGCUGCUAGUGCGGCAGCUGAGUGCGCCGGCGGAAAAGGUGGCGGAGAAGGUGGCGGUGGCGACGACGGCGGCGGCGGCGGCGGCUUCGCUGUGCCGACGCUGGUCAUCGACCACCACAAGCCGGAGGGAUUCCCCGAGGGCGCCGUGGCGGUGAGCGCCUUUGGCUGCGCGCCAGUGGCCACCUCGGCGCUGCUGACGUGGUGCCUGUGUGCGGAGCUGCAUCCGGCCUCCGCCGCCGCCAGCAGUUGGCUGGCGGUGCUGGGCACCCUAGGAGACCUAGGGGAGGAGGGCCUGGGCGUGUUCACUGGGGCAGUCGGCGGCGGCGACGAUGGCGGUGCGGCUGCUGCGGCGAUCGCUAGUGGUGCUGGUGCUGGACAAGGUGGCGGGCAGAGCAGCGCGAGCGCAGGCAGAGGUGGUGGUGCGAGCGACGGUGGCAGCAGCAGCGGCGGCGGCAGCGCCAGUGACGGGGUGGAGCAGCAGGCUGGAGGAGCAGCGGCGUCCGGCACCACAGCUGCCGCCGGUGCGGCGCUGCCUGAGCUGGACUGGGUGUUUCGGGCCGGCCGCAAGACGCAUUUCAAGGAUGCAGUCGCGUUGCUGAAUGCAGCGCGCCGCUCGCCGGAGUGCGACGUGGCGGGGGCGUGGGCCGCCCUGUGUGCUGCCCAGCAGCCGGCAGACAUCAGCAAGGGCGGUGGGCCAGGGGCGGCGGCGCUGCGGGCGGCGCGGGCGAACCUCAAGGCCGAGGUGGACCGGCUGGCGGCCACGCCGCCGCGCUUCAGCUCUGACGGCGGUGUGGCGCUGCUGGCCGUGAGCAGCGGCUGGCAGGUCCACCCGCUCCUGCCACAGAGGUGGGCGUACAGGCUGGGUUCCCAAGACCGGCGGGGCCGCCUGCGUGCAGUGAUGUGCGCCAACCGCGGAUACAUGCCAGGCCGGGUUCACUUCUCCAUGCGCCGGGCGACGGGGCCGGGCGGCGCUGGUGUGGAUCUGAUCUGCCUGCUGCAAGACUUGGUGGCUCAGCGGUGUGCGCUGGCGGGGGUGGCGGACACGCCGCUGUCGGGGCUGGGCGGCCGGCUGGGGGCCGACUUCGCUCGGGGCCACCCGGAGGCCACCGGCGGCAUGCUGGCGGCGGAGGACUUCGCGCAGCUCAUGCUGCUGAUGGGCUUCAGCGCGGACCUGGCGUACGGCGCGGCCGGCAUGACGGUCGGCCCCGAGCACAAGCAGCUGGCGGAGGCGGCAGCGGCUGCGCUGCAGUCGCUGCAGCCGGCGCAGGGGGAGGCGCGCACGCAAAGCAGUGGAGGCGCCGUUGGCACUCCGGGCGCGCGCAGCGGCGCCAAGAAGCGGGGCGGCGGCGGUGGCAGUGCGUCGACGGUCGCUGGGGCCACUGAUUCCAAGCAGCGCAAGCUGACCGAUUUCAUGCCCGCAAGGCCCAAGAAGGCCGCAACACCCGAGCAGCCGUGAAACAGUGUCGUUUGACGAGGCAACGCUGAGUUGGUCGUUGGUUCGGGCCAGGUGUACUGUUGCGGGCGAAAUGGAAUACGAGAUGGAUAGGGCUCAAGAGGGCUGCAGCUGUGUAACCUCACAUGAUACGGUAGAAGGGUUGUGAUGACUGGAAAUAAGGC